ACCACCACUAUAAAAGUAUAACCCAACCACUAUAAAAGUAUAACCCAACCAUCACAUAUGGUUCAGUUAAGUAGGACAACGACAAGAUGGAGUAUACGAUGAUCCUCAUCUCUCUCUCCAUUUUCACCUUCUUUUAUUUCUUUUUUAUCCAAUCCGGCCGUCGAAGGUCCGGUGUUGCCACGCGUCUGCCGCCCGGCCCAUACCCACUUCCGAUCAUCGGAAGCAUCUUCAAACUCGGAGACAAACCGCACCACUCCCUUGCCGCCUUCUCCAAAACUUAUGGACCUUUAAUGUCUCUUAAGCUCGGUAACACCACCAUGAUCGUCGUUUCCUCUCGCGAAAUCGCGCAAGAAUUCUUUUCGAAACACGACUUUUCUUUCUCCAGCAGAUCCAUCCCAUAUGCCGCUUACGCUUUARACCGCCAUAAAUCUUCCAUGGUUUGGUUGCCGGUUGGGGAUCAAUGGCGAUUGCUACGAAGAAUAUCCAUAGAACAUUUGUUCUCGGUGCGCCAACUAGACGCUAGCCAGCUCCUACGCAAGAAAAAGGUUCAACAAUUUCUUGAUCACGUUCAUGGCUGCUGCAAUAGCAGCAGAGCGAUCAACAUCGGUCAAACCGCAGCCACAACGACUCUUAACGUUCUUUCCAACUUCAUCUUCUCGAUUGAUUUAGHUGAAUAUGAUUCGGUUUCAUCUCAAGAUUUUAAGGAUCUGGUAUGGCGUUUUAUGGAAGUUGGUGGAAAAUCGAAUCUAGCUGAUUUCUUUCCUGUUCUUCGUCCGCUGGAUCCACAGGGCCUGCUACGAAAGGCCAAUCUGUAUUCUUCAAAGCUAAUGGAGAUAUUCGAAAGACAUAUCAGCAAACGGUUGCAAGAAAGAAGGAAUAGUCCAUAUGAUGCCCCUCCAUCAGGCAAAGAUCUUAUGGAUUUGCUGUUGGACAUCAGCGAAAACGAGAAAGCCUCGAUUAAUAUCGAUGACAUACGUAACUUGAUAUUCGACUUAUUUAUUGCAGGAACCGAUACGACAUCAAGCACGUUGGAAUGGGCAAUGGCGGAGCUAAUAAACAACCCCGAGAAAAUGUCGAAAGCUCGAUCUGAACUUGAGAAAGUAAUCGGAAAGGAAGACCGAACCUUUCAAGAAUCCGACAUCCCUAGGCUCCCAUACUUGCAAGCUAUUGUCAAAGAAACUCUUCGGCUACACCCUCCAGUCCCGUUUCUAGUCCCGCAUAAAGCCAUAACUGACGUUGACAUCUGUGGCUACGUCAUCCCAAAAGAUGCACAGAUCAUCUGCAACUUGUGGGCGAUGGGUCAGGACUCAAACGUAUGGUCAAAUGCACAACAGUUUGAGCCAGAGCGGUUUCUUGAAGUGGGUAUCGACUACAAAGGUCGUGAUUUCGAACUGAUACCGUUUGGUGCAGGGAGGAGGAUGUGUCCAGGAUGGCCUCUUGCACACAGAAUGCUGCAUUUGAUGUUGGGAUCUUUGAUUUACAAGUUUGAUUGGAAGGCUGAAGAAGGAAGGAUGGAUAUGAGUGAUAAGUUUGGAUUCACAUUGCAUAAGAAGCUGCCUCUAAUGGCCAUUCCAAUCAAACUUUGACUUUUGCAAUUAAUGCUUGGCGUAUUUUUUUAAUAAUACACAUGCUUAUCUUUU
Molecule: messenger RNA, 1640 nt
Organism: Cynara cardunculus var. scolymus (artichoke)
Lineage: Eukaryota; Viridiplantae; Streptophyta; Magnoliopsida; Asterales; Asteraceae
Product: geraniol 8-hydroxylase-like
Exons: 3
Coding region: 87-1586 (499 amino acids)
Molecular function (GO): iron ion binding; heme binding; oxidoreductase activity, acting on paired donors, with incorporation or reduction of molecular oxygen
Source: RefSeq, a predicted model, not a curated record